Coffea arabica (coffee) is the source of this 2484-nucleotide messenger RNA. Its product is annotated as CBL-interacting serine/threonine-protein kinase 9. The record is from RefSeq and is a predicted model, not a curated record. Gene Ontology annotation, biological process: protein phosphorylation; signal transduction. Gene Ontology annotation, molecular function: ATP binding; protein serine/threonine kinase activity. Lineage: Eukaryota; Viridiplantae; Streptophyta; Magnoliopsida; Gentianales; Rubiaceae.
AGAUGAUAAUAAUAUAACAUAGAAACAAACUCAUCUGGCCAUAUCCCGUCUGCAUCAUCUGGCCAUAUCCCGUAACAAUCCAAUACUCCCGCCCAGCCCCGCGUCUAUUCCGCGGCUUGCAAUGAAUGGAUAGAGAGGAUUAGACCUCGCAUUCCCGACGGAUUCAUCAAUCAUCAAUCAUCAAUAAUCAAUCAAAUCCAUUCCCCUAUCUUCUUCUUCUUCUUCUUCAUCACCAAUCAAAUCCAUUCCCCUGUCAUCAAAUAAAGGAUCUCACCCUACUCGGAUUGGUUGGGGGACGGACGUACCAGUAUAUAUUCCCCAGGCAGCAAUGGAGUAUCACCAAUUUUUGAAUUGAUGGAGAAAUCCUUUGUUUUUAGUUUGUCUGUCUGUUUCCUGAGUAUCUUCCUGCCAUAGUUCCAUGGAUUAACUUAACCAUUGAAUCCUUUGCUCACUACCUCUAUACAUCUAUCAUCUCCCCCCCUUUACCCUGAUUACCAUAUAUCAACCAUUUCUUAUCCGUCUUUAACUCUUUUUUUUUUUUUCAAAAUAAAAAAGUCAGAAGGUACAAUAAUAUUAGAAGCAACGAAACGAUGAUAUCAUUUUGAAACUUGACACCGACGACGUUGAAUUUUGUACCGCGCUGCCGCUGCGCUAAGACGUUGCGGAUGGUGGGUGUGGGGUGCAUGCUCAAUCUAUCAUUGGUCCGUCGUCCGGACUAGUUAGUACUACCCGUAUCUUAUACCCGUCGGUCGGAGGUAGGAUUUUAGACAGAAGAUGAAUCAUUCGUCGUCGUCCUCCUCAGCGGCCAUGCAACAGCAGCCGGGAUUAGGAUUAGCAGCGAUACGGACGCGGGUAGGCAAGUACGAGCUCGGGAAGACGCUCGGGGAAGGCAGCUUCGCCAAGGUCAAGUGCGCUAAGAACCUUCAGACCGGUGACACCGUUGCCAUCAAAAUCAUCGACCGCGAACGCGUCCUCCGCCACAAGAUGGUCGAACAGAUCAAAAGAGAAAUAUCCACCAUGAAGUUGAUCAAACAUCCAAAUGUUGUCAGUCUCAUUGAGGUUAUGGCAAGCAAAACGAAGAUCUAUAUCGUUCUUGAGUAUGUUGAUGGAGGCGAGCUUUUUGAUAAAAUAGCAAAAUACGGGAGACUUAAAGAAGAUGAAGCCAGACGGUAUUUUCAGCAGCUUAUAAAUGCUGUGGAUUACUGCCACAGUAGAGGGGUGUACCAUCGAGACUUGAAGCCUGAAAAUCUACUACUAGAUUCAUGUGGUUCACUUAAAGUUUCCGACUUCGGAUUAAGUGCAUUUUCCAAGCAAGUCCGGGCGGAUGGGUUGCUUCACACUGCUUGUGGCACACCGAAUUAUGUUGCUCCUGAGGUUCUUACUGACAAAGGCUAUGAUGGUACAUCUUCCGAUGUGUGGUCCUGUGGGGUCAUUUUAUUUGUCCUAAUGGCUGGAUACUUGCCUUUUGAUGAGCAAAACCUUGUGGCUUUGUACAGGAGGAUUCAAAAGGCUGAUUUCUGCUUUCCGACGUGGUUUUCGUCCAGUUCAAAGAAGCUGAUAAAACGCAUUCUUGAUCCCAAUCCACUCACUAGAAUCACAAUUCCAGAAAUCUUGGAAAACGAUUGGUUCAAGAAAGGUUACAAGCCACCGCAAUUCGAGCAGGAAGAGGAUGUAAGCCUUGAUGACAUAGAUGCAGUUUUUAAUGACUCCGAGGAACAUCUUGUUACAGAGAGGAAAGAGAAACCUGUAUCCAUGAAUGCCUUUGAGCUUAUUUCAAGGUCACAAGGUUUCAGUCUGGACAAUUUAUUCGAAAAGCAGAUGGGUCUUGUGAAAAGGGAAACACGAUUCACUUCCAAGUCUCCUGCAAAUGAGAUUAUAUCUAGAAUUGAGCAAACUGCAAAACCACUUGGUUUCAAUGUUCACAAGAAAAACUAUAAGAUGAAGUUACAAGGUGACAAGACAGGUAGGAAGGGCCAUCUUGCAGUAGCAACAGAGGUUUUUGAGGUUGCUCCCUCCUUGCAUAUGGUGGAGCUCCGCAAAACAGGCGGUGACACUCUAGAGUUUCACAAGUUCUACAAAACCUUCUCUUCGGGAUUGAAGGAUAUUGUUUGGACGAGUGAGCAACAAUCCGACGAGACAAGGUGAUUCCUCUGCAAAGCAGCACACCUGACACCGCUGGGAGUAACAACAAUAUGUUCGGUGGUCAUUUUUUUCUUUUAUCUUUCUGGUCUCUUAUUGAAAAGCUCGCGUUGCCAAUUCGGUUAAUUGAUUCUCAGGAAUUGACUUCUCAAAUUAUGCAUAGUAAGCAGUAGAAACUCUAGGAUGGUCAAGUCAGGUUGUGAUUAUGACAUGAGAUAGUACUAGUAUUAGUUUUUUUUUUUUUUCUUCUUCUUCUGAAUUUCCAGUCCUUUCACUGUAUUGGCUACGGAUUAAUUUGCCUAUAAAGAAAGUGGAAGGAAGGAAGGAAAAUUGUGGGUCUUCGGA